CAUACAUUAGUGAGUUUCAAUAAUGAACACAUAUAGUGGCAACCAACUGAACAUUGCAGCUGAAACAGGUGAUAUAGAUCUCCUCUACAGAGUAAUUAAUUAUGAUCCAUCCAUUUUGGAGAUUAUAGAUUCAAUACAAUUUGUUGAAACUCCUUUGCAUAUCGCCGCAUCUUUGGGGCAUAUCCGAUUUGCCAUUGAGAUUACGAAUUUGAAACCUUCAUUUGCUUUGAAGCUAAAUCCGCAAGGAUUCAGCCCGGUUCAUCUCGCUAUGCAACACGACCAAAAGAGGAUGUUGUCUCGGUUUGUUGCCAUGAAUAAAGAUCUUGUUAGAAUCAAAGGGAGGGGAGGCUUAACUCCUCUUCAUUUUGCAAGUCAAAUAGGAGAGGUUGAACUUUUAGCUGAGUUCCUCACAGCUUGUCCGGAUUCCAUUGAAGAUGUGACAGUGAAGGGUGAGACUGCACUGCAUAUUGCUGCUAAGAAUGAUCAGUAUGAGGCUCUUGAUCUUCUUGUUUGCUUUCUUAGAAAAAAUAAUAAGAGAGGUGCUAUGAAGAUUCAAAAGAAAAUAGUAAAUUGGAAGGAUGAGGAUGACAACACCAUUUUGCAUAUUUUAGCACAAAGAAAUUUCGAGCCACAGGUAGUAAAGGCACUUGGAUUGUUGUUAAAGACAAUGAUAAAUUUGAAGGCAAAGAACUUGGCGAAUAAAACUGCGUUGGACAUGGCAGCCAAUGUAGAUAUAAGGAGUAUAUUGCUGGGUGCUGGAGCAAAAUCAAACUCACAAAUCACCGAUGCUCCCACACUUGCACAUAAACUCAAAUCAAAUACCACAGUUAGAGCUAACAUUGCAACUUUUAUAUUACGCACUGAAAGUAAUAUAUCAGAGGAGGAACGUAACAGUUGGUUGAUAGCUGCGACUCUUGUUGCAACAGCCAUGUAUCAAUCAGCUCUGAGUCCCCCUGGUGGAAUUUAUCAGGUUAAUGCUUUUGAUGACAGUGAUCUGAAAAAGAACAUGACUUCCUCCAAUUCUACUAUUUCUACCAAUGUUGGGAAUUCAGUCUUGUCAGGACUAGAAUUCUCUGUGUUCUUAAUUUUUAAUAUGAUUUCCUUUUUUCUAUCAAUUAUAGCGAUAUAUAUUAUGAUACCAAGAGGAACAAUAGGCGCUCUAGUGGCUGCUCCAGUGACCAGCUUUGCCUUUAGUUAUAUAUUUUCUAUGUUUAGGAUAUCCCCUACAGAUGGCAAUGAAUGGACGAUUGUCAUCAUUUUGGUUUUAAUUAUGUUUACCCCGUGUAUUGAACUUUUCUUAAAAAUUUACGAUGAUGUUAAGUCCGUAAUUGUUAAGAAAUUGAAUAGAUGAUGCUUAAAGAAAUAUUGUGGCAACUCAGACUGCUGCCCGAAUUCACAGACAAUAUCGCAACAUCCACUUGAAGUUUUCCUUGUUAUUGUUUCUCGUUAACUUUAUAGAUAGUUGUUAGUGAUUCCAUGUAAUAAAUAUUUUAGACAUAUAGCUUGCUUUCUAUUCAAUUCAAUAUAUGUGUAUUAGUAUUUGUUGUAUGGAAGGAAAUUGGACUAUUCAACAUCAUGUGUGAAUUUAAUAUUCUUUUGCAAAGUAUAUUACUAGUCUUGUCCUUUAAAUAAGAAAAGAUCAUGUUUCAACUGGUUCAAAUUUCUUUUGUAAGCACAUGUAAGUGGAUUAACUUAUGACA
Messenger RNA from Vicia villosa (hairy vetch), 1700 nucleotides. RefSeq names its product ankyrin repeat-containing protein BDA1-like. The transcript has 2 exons. The coding region runs from base 23 to 1351 and encodes 442 amino acids. NCBI's taxonomy places the organism in Eukaryota, Viridiplantae, Streptophyta, Magnoliopsida, Fabales, Fabaceae. Gene Ontology annotation, molecular function: protein binding. The record is from RefSeq and is a predicted model, not a curated record.